Cataglyphis hispanica is the source of this 12397-nucleotide messenger RNA. RefSeq names its product ankyrin repeat and KH domain-containing protein 1 (gene mask). Gene Ontology annotation, molecular function: RNA binding; protein binding. The record is from RefSeq and is a predicted model, not a curated record. Gene Ontology annotation, biological process: innate immune response. Gene Ontology annotation, cellular component: cytoplasm. The transcript has 28 exons. The coding region runs from base 216 to 9602 and encodes 3128 amino acids. Lineage: Eukaryota; Metazoa; Arthropoda; Insecta; Hymenoptera; Formicidae.
UCGGCCAUAGUGGAAAUGGCGGGUACCAGCUUACGUGAAUGACGACGAUCGUGCUCUCAUCGUCGGGCUUAUUGUCGCGCACGCACAAGUCGUGAGGGGAAAAGAAAAAAAAAAAAGGGACGAGUGUACGGUGGUGUGGUUUCGGCCGCGCGUCAACGAUUAUAACCGAUAGUAGCAAUAACUGUUUAAUCAUAUGAUUUAUCUGGAGAGGAAAGAUGCAGAAUGUAGUACAAGGAACGACCUCGGAUAGCCAGAAAAUCCACGAAAAGCAAUCCGCUGCAGCAGCACCAGCACCAUCAGCAGCAGCGAGCGUUCACUACGAAAGUGGGAAGACAUCGUCGACUCCCCAAUCAUCGAAUUCAAGCCCUACGAAGUCGGAAACCGAGACCUUCUCGGAGCUGCAGCCACGUUUUAUGACAGACUCGUCGGAAAGCGAGGAGGACAGCGUUUCCGAGGUGGAGUGUUUCGCGAUUGAUCAAGUUGAAUUGGACGAAGAUCAUCCUGAAUCCUCGAAAUUUUUAUUGACUUCUGAGGAUCCUGAGCGUUCCGUGGACCCUGAAACUCAAGCGCGUCUCGAGGCACUACUUGAGGCAGCUGGUAUUGGAAAAUUGUCAUCGGGUGAUGGGAAGCAUUUGGCCGACCACGAGGUGCUUCGACGUUUAACAUCUAGUGUUUCUUGUGCAUUGGACGAGGCUGCGGCCGCAUUAACACGUAUGCGUAGUGACAAUCCACGUACGCCGAACGAAAAGCGUUCUCUCGUCGAGGCGUGCACCGACGGAGACGUUGGUACCGUUCGGAAAUUGUUGACAGAGGGCCGAAGCGUUCAUGAAACUACUGAGGAAGGAGAAAGCUUACUCUCCUUAGCUUGCUCAGCUGGUUACUACGAACUUGCUCAGGUCCUCUUGGCGAUGAAUGCCAAUGUAGAAGAUCGUGGCAUCAAAGGGGACUGUACCCCCUUAAUGGAAGCCGCCAGUGCAGGACACGUAGAUAUCGUGAGUUUGUUGAUCGCUCACGGAGCAGAUGUCAACGCUCAGUCUACUUCAGGUAAUACACCUCUUAUGUAUGGAUGCGCUGGUGGACAUGAAGAGGUUGUACGCGUCUUAUUAGAAGCGGGAGCUAAUGUUGAAGAUCAUAAUGAGAAUGGUCAUACACCUUUAAUGGAAGCAGCGAGUGCUGGUCAUGUUCAAGUUGCCAAGAUCUUACUUGAACAUGGUGCUGGCAUCAAUACUCAUUCCAAUGAAUUUAAAGAAUCGGCAUUAACGUUAGCCUGCUAUAAAGGACAUUUAGAAAUGGUUCGCUUUUUAUUGGAAGCUGGUGCAGAUCAGGAGCAUAAAACUGAUGAGAUGCAUACAGCCCUCAUGGAAGCAUCGAUGGAUGGUCAUGUGGAAGUUGCUCGUUUACUUUUAGAUUCAGGUGCCCAAGUAAAUAUGCCGACGGACAGCUUUGAAUCACCAUUAACAUUAGCUGCUUGUGGAGGUCAUGUGGACUUGGCUAUGCUUCUAAUCGAGCGUGGAGCAAACAUCGAAGAAGUUAAUGAUGAAGGUUACACACCGUUAAUGGAAGCAGCGCGUGAAGGUCACGAAGAGAUGGUCGCUUUACUUUUGAGUCAAGGUGCAAACAUCAAUGCCCAAACUGAGGAAACUCAAGAAACGGCGCUUACCUUGGCCUGUUGUGGCGGUUUUCUGGAAGUUGCCGAUUUUUUAAUUAAAGCGGGAGCAGAUAUAGAAUUGGGUGCAUCGACGCCUUUGAUGGAGGCCGCGCAAGAGGGACACUUAGAUCUUGUGCGAUAUUUAUUGGAAUCUGCAGCGGAUGUUCAUGCUCAGACCCAAACGGGGGAUACAGCUUUGACAUAUGCCUGCGAGAAUGGUCAUACUGACGUUGCUGAUCUUUUACUACAAUUUGGCGCUGAUUUAGAGCAUGAAUCAGAGGGAGGUAGAACUCCCCUGAUGAAGGCUUGUAGAGCAGGUCAUCUGUGUACAGUUCAAUUCCUCAUUUCGAAGCGUGCUGAUGUUAAUCGACAAACAACAAACAAUGAUCAUACUCCUCUUUCAUUGGCAUGCGCUGGUGGUCAUCUCGCAGUAGUUGAACUGCUUCUAGCACAAUCUGCAAAUCCAUUUCAUAAAUUAAAGGAUAACUCUACUAUGCUGAUAGAAGCGGCAAAAGGUGGUCACACUUCUGUUGUUCAACUUUUGUUGGAUUAUCCUCAUAGCAUUAUGAUGGGUGCCCCCCAUAAUGCUGCAUCUGCGCCAAUGUUAUUACCACAGCAACAACAACAGCAGCAACAACAACAACAACAGCAGCAGCAGCAGCAGCAGCAGCAGCAGCAGCAGCAGCAGCAGCAGCAGCAGCAGCAGCAGCAUAUAAGUCAUCAGCAGCAUGUACCUCAUCCUCAACAAACUUCUACGCAAUCGCAGCAUCAACAACAACAACAGACCACUGAACAACAAACGCAAAAUCUUCAACUUAAACAUAAUACACAAAAGUCAUUAUUAAGAAAGAAUCGAUCAGUGACUAUGAUGCCCGAUAUGAGCCUUACUUCUGCCGAAGCGCAACAGGUUCGUUCGCAACCUGCAGGAGAACCAGCUGCUAUCACCAAGGACGAUACUAAUAUUCUCGAUAAAGGCAGUGGAGGGUUCACAAGUUUGUCAGAACCUAAUAUCAGUCUUAGUCCGACACCAACAGCAUCGACACAAGGAGUAAAUGUAACCGAAAGUCAGAAAAAUACUAGACAAGAGCAAAUCCUUCAUAAACAACUAAUACUUGAGGAAUUACAAAGGGUAGAGCGAGAUUUGCACAUUAAGGGUGCAGGACAUUUAUUUUCUGGUCCGCGAAGUUCCAUUGUAAAUCAAUCCCAGCAACAAGAUCCUAGCGAGACUGAGGCAUUACUACCAGGCGUGCUAAAUAUUGAUUUACCAGGUCAAUCAACAUCUCAUGGCUUAGUUUGCAGUACAACCGGUAUGACCGGCAAUUCGUUGAUGUACCAAGGAACUAGCGAUGGAGGAUUGGUGUGCAGUGCUUACAUAGAUAGUAAGCUAAUGGGAAUGCAAGGUGCACACUAUUCGAAGAUGUCUGUAACUCCUACCGCAAUGGAAACGUUCCCCACAGAUUCUUUUCCUUCCUCGCCUCCGUUGUCUCUUGCAUCGUUGCCUAUUACGACUGCUACUAUGUCAUUGAUUACUACUUCCUCGAUAACCACGCCGAGUUCAUCUAGCAUUUCUACUUCUCCGACCAUCAUAGCUGUUUCUCAAUCGCCUAUUACUGCAAGCAGCGACGUUAGCCAAAAUACUGCUAUAAGCGAUCGUCCAAAGGCCAAACCUGUGUCCAAGAAAGAAGGAAAGAACAUACGAAAAGCCACGUCCGGUAUGGGGAUGGCGAAAUUGCAGCAGACACAGGCCACCAUAAUGGCCGGGCUUCAACAGCAGUAUCAGCAAAAGCAACGACAGCAUCCUUCUUAUCAAGUGCAACAAGUUCAACAGUUGCAGCAACUCAAUCAACAAUUGCAACUCCAACUGGAUCAAGUGCAGAUACAACAAUCCCAGCAGCCUCAAACGCAACCACAACAAUCUCACCAACAACCUCAUUCACAACAGCAAACGAAUGUAAUCGGUAAUAAUACGAAUAGUAUUUUAAUGCCCACUCAAUUGAUGUCGCACUUGCAUUCUACGCAUCAUCAUUUGCAUAGCCAGCAAUCAGCUCAAGAAAUUCUUUCCGAGCAAACGGAUCCUGAUGUACGAAAGUACAAAGAAAACGCUUGCGCAUUUCUUACUGGGGCUCAAAAAUCUAAAACUUUCUCCACUAAUGAAAGAGUGUUGAAAUUCGAGGAUAACCCAGAUCUUCCACUUGACGAUGCGUUUGAAAUUUUUCGCUCCCUCAAUUUUGAUGAUGCAGUUGAUACAAUAGAAGAUCAAGAAAAAUUUGAGUUAAAAAGAUUGGAUAUGUCGAAUAACAAAGAACAACAACAGCAGCAGCAGCAGCAACAUUUGCAAACUCAAAUAGUACAGCAAAGUGGAAGUUCCCAUGUAACUCAAGAAUAUUUCACUAAUCCUGUGCUGUCAGUACCGUCGGUCUCUUUACCUACGCUACCAUCGCUGCAAGUAACCAGUGCUGGUGUCCAGAUAGAAGCCGAUAUAUCAGCGGGCUUACAAUUAACAAAUGCGCAAUCGUUGCAAAAUCCAGCGAUAAAGAAUCGUCUGAGAGCUUUCGAGGAAGGUUUUCGCCAGGGUAGCAUACAUUUUCGCGAAUGUAUGCAACAUAUUAACAGUGAUACCUUUCAGCCUCAAUUAUUACUUCAAUCCUCUCAAAUAACGUUUCCUACGCAAACAUUACCAGCCGUCAGUGGAACAACGGGAAUAAUAGACAGUAUACCGCCUCAUCAGUCAAGCAGUUAUGCACAAUCUACAACUUGUACCACUAAUCAAGUUCAAGUCGCUACCCAAACUCAAGCACCUGCUACUACAACCUCUUCAAACAUUGCCGCCGUUGAUAAGAAACAAAUGUACACUGCGCCGAUUACCGGUAAGAAUAAGAAGACCAGAUAUCCUCUCCUGUCUCAACAGCAACAAUCUUGCCAGCAACAACAAACUGCCAGUGCUCAACAGACUUCCAAUUUUCCGACGCAAAAUUAUCAACUAGAUCCGGCGACAGUCGGAGGAUACACGACUAACCAAGUUCCACCUGCUCCAUUCUCAUGUAUGGAUGUUGAUUCAGAAACUGACAGUAAUCGUGACACAGCAUUGACCCUAGCUUGUGCCGGAGGGCAUGAAGAGCUUGUUGAACUUCUUCUUCUUCGUAAAGCAGCUAUAGAACAUAGAGAUAAGAAAGGAUUUACUCCACUCAUUUUGGCUGCAACAGCGGGUCACCAGAAAGUAGUCGAUAUUCUACUUAAUCAUGGUGCUGACAUUGAAGCACAAUCUGAACGUACCAAGGAUACACCAUUGUCUCUUGCGUGUAGCGGAGGUAGAUACGAAGUAGUCGAGCACUUGCUUAAUCGCGGUGCAAAUAAAGAACAUCGUAAUGUUUCUGACUAUACACCUUUGAGUCUCGCGGCAUCUGGUGGAUAUGUGAAUAUAAUAAAGCUGCUACUCGCUUCUGGUGCUGAAAUUAAUUCUCGUACCGGCUCGAAAUUGGGUAUAUCUCCACUUAUGCUUGCUGCUAUGAAUGGGCAUACUGCGGCAGUUAAAUUACUGUUGGAUAUGGGUAGUGAUAUUAAUGCACAAAUCGAGACAAACCGUAACACAGCAUUGACACUCGCGUGCUUCCAAGGAAGACAUGAAGUUGUUAGUCUUCUUCUUGAUCGAAAAGCCAAUGUUGAACAUCGAGCUAAGACUGGUCUAACACCGCUAAUGGAAGCUGCUAGUGGUGGAUACGUUGAGGUUGGCCGUGUGUUACUUAGCAAAGGUGCGGAUGUUAACGCAACACCUGUCCCAUCAUCUCGCGACACUGCCCUAACUAUUGCCGCUGAUAAAGGUCACUGCCGUUUCGUAGAACUCUUAUUGACAAGAGGAACUCAAGUCGAAGUAAAAAAUAAAAAGGGUAACAGCCCAUUAUGGUUAGCUGCAAAUGGCGGUCAUCUUAGUGUCGUAGAUCUGUUGCAUCAUGCGGGUGCAGAUAUCGACUCGCAGGAUAAUCGUAAGGUUUCUUGUUUGAUGGCCGCUUUUCGAAAAGGUCACAUUAAAGUUGUUAAAUGGAUGGUGAAUCAUGUAACGCAAUUCCCAAGUGACCAGGAGAUGACGAGGUAUAUAGCAACUGUUAGUGACAAGGAACUCUUGGAGAAGUGUCAAGAAUGCGUGAAAGUAAUAAGAGCGGCUAAAGAGACACAAGCUGCUAAGGCGAACAAAAACGCUACCAUAUUGCUAGAAGAACUCGAUAUGGAAAAAACGAGAGAGGAAUCAAGAAAGGCAGCCGCUGCGCGAAGACGGGAAAGAAAGAAAAAAAAGAAGCUCGAGAAGAAGGAGGAGAAACGUAAACUUCACGAAGAGUAUAAGAAGAACGAAACAGCUUUCGAGGACAAAGAGGAAAACGGAAAGAAAUCGGGCGAUGAGGAAUGCGAUCGGGUGGAUGACAGUGAACACGAGGGUGGUGAUGAGAGAAUGGAGAGCGUGCCAUCACCCAUGAACAGAAGUCCAGAGGAUCCUGAUAGAGAGGAAGGUGAUAGUGGAAUAGAUGCAAAUAGUCAAGGAAGUUGUAGUAGCAAUGAUGUAAAGGCAAGAGAAAAAAAGAAGGAUAAGAAGAAAAAAAAGAAUAAUACUCCUAAUAACAAUGAUAAGAAUACAUCUCCGCAGUGUUCACCCAAAACACUUCUUACACAAAAUAACAAUUUAUCUCAAAACACAGCAACAUCGACCAAGUCCCAAAAUAAUACUUCGGAAAAGCGAAUUAUGACUAAUAUUGCCAGUGCAGUAUCUGUAUCCACAACUUCAGUUAUGACUAGGACAUCCUCUACCAUCAGUUCUGAUCGAAAAUUGAAAGGUCAAUUGGUUUUCGAAUCCUCUAGGCAUCCUGCUGACAGGGAAGAUUUCGAAGCGACUGGUAAUGAAACUUAUGUUCCUGGGAAAGGAAAAAAAUUCAAUAAUAAUCAAUAUGAUGGAGAUACUCUAAAUACAUUAACCAAGAUAAGUAACACUAGUCCUAAACAAGGCGGAAAACGCGAGGAAGGAUGGAAGGAAGUUGUACGAAAGGGACAAUCGGAUGAUUCGGGAAGAUUUAUGAAUUCGCCAUUCCGUUCCAAAAAGGUAUCCGUUCCGCCGAACGCUAUUAGUCGAGUGAUAGGCAGAGGUGGCAGUAAUAUAAAUGCUAUUCGUGUUGCAACGGGCGCGCAUAUUGAAGUAGAAAAGCAAAGUAAAUGCCAAGGAGAAAGAAUCAUCACGAUUAAGGGAUCGUCUGAAGCUACAAAACACGCUCAUACAUUGAUAUCAAUACUUAUCAAAGACCCUGAGGCGGAUAUAUUGCAAAUGCUUUCAAAAGCAAAGCUUAAUGUCAUAACAACUUCUUCGUGGGAUAAAUCUGUUUCCACAGUGGCGGCAUGUAAAACGAAAGUUGGAUCUGUAAAUAAACCAUCUAAUCUAACAUCCAGUACUACUAAUAAUCAAGUUAAUAAACCAGGAUAUUCUUCAGGCGUAUCUACUGUAAGCCAAUUGGUUCCUCUUCGUUCAUCGUCCACUAUUAAGCUUGCUAGUGCUUUCUCUACUUCUUUACCACGUGCGACAGCACCUAGACUCGUAGCCGCAGCAGAAAAGCGCGCGCAAGCUGUAGCCGCGCAAAUGGCCUCUUCGUCAAACACCAAGACGACGAUGUCGUACACAAGUGCAAUCAUGACUGCUGGUAGAACAGGAACCAAGAUCGUUGCGACUAACACGACGCAGACGUUUGCGGCAAAGCUGUCCGAAAUCACUGCCUCGACCCAUAGCUCCACAACGGUCAUGCAAUCCACUCACGCCGCACCUGUGAAUAAGCAACAGAAGCCUGGUGCUCAAGUCGUGACAGUUAUGUCGGCCGCAGCGACUGUUCAUACAACCAACAACCAGCAGCAACAGCAGUCUGUAAUCAGUACGUCGCCGAAACACUGCCGAUCACUGCCUACUUUGUCUGCCCCACCGACAAUUAGCGGUUACCCUGGAAAGUCGAAUUACCCGCCUGGAACGAGCGUGAUUUCAUCAGCUACAAAUACCGGGGCGAUGACAAACUGCUCGGAAAGUUCGAUCGUAUCAACGUCAACCAACUCCAUUCGAAUGACAUCUUCACCACCUGUAUCGUCGCAGACGCAAACAUUGCCGCCACCAUCGCCAGCACAGCAGCAACAACAAACUGUUCGUAGCACAACACCAAUUGUUAUGCAAGAACAGCAACAACAUCAGCAGCAGCAGCAGCAGCAGCAGCAACAACAACAGCAGCAGCAGCAGCAGCAGCAACUACCUAGUAGCACACCUCUCGAGUAUUCUUUAUUUAACGAUACCUUUACCAAAGUUACGCAACAGUCGAUGUGGGGCGGAAGGGAGAACGAAACUCAGAAAGGUAUGAAUUUCGCGACUGUUGCGGGCGGUGGUGUAUCGUCAAAUACGGGUUCCAACUCGUCUGCAGCUAAGUUUGACAGUUCUCCACCUCAGGUGGAUGCAUCCAAAGCGCCUGGAUAUCGUGGAACAACGAUGUGUUCUCCAGUUUCCAGCAAGCCAGGUAUCACGGGAAACUCAACCGCUAAUAUGAUCGGUAACGUGGUAUCAUGCUCCGUACAGAACAAUCCCAUGCAAUCUGCACAAUAUCAAUCUUCGACAAGCUAUAGCGAGCACCCAUUACCGAAUAAACCACCGGGAGGUCUAGCGGUAGCUAGACCGAUGAUGCCCCAGCAGAAUAUUGAUAUGGGAACAAACAUGGCAGCUGCGCAAUACAAUAGGCCAACAGUCUUUCAAGGUGACUUGACAUCGCGAACCGCGACAACUCACCAACCGACGGCGCAUGUGAUACCAUCCUCUACAUCACAGCCGGGAUUAGACGUUGGUCUGUUUAAAACGAAUAACGCUGGUGGUUACGAGCAUCCAAAUUCUAAUCUGCUGAAAAUGGUGCCGAACGAGAACCAGAACGCCGGUCAUCCCCUGCUACCAUUUCACCCGCAUAUGCAGAGCUUCGCUCAGACCAUUGCGCCAGCCACCUCUGUGAUCAACACCACCGUCAGUAUGUCGAGAUUGAACCCUCGCGCUCCCGACUUUUCCAGCUCGUUACAUCUGAGCAAUAAGUCGCAGGUAAUGUUCAAUCCUGCCACCGGAUCGGCAUUGCACCCGGCCAAUAUGUUCACGGCUACCGUGCCAGCGCCACCGCCGUCCGCAAUGCAAUCCAACAAUUUAGCGAUGCUCGGCAACUUCCCACUGGGAAAGUAUCAAGCACCUUCACGUGCAACGCCGACGGCAAAUACUGGUAUUUCAACGACGGCUCAGACACGUUGGCCAUUUGCACCAGCACCACAUACUAAUUAUCCGCCACAUCAGGAGCCCAUGAUGAGCCAGAUUGGUUUCUCUAAUCACUUGGCCAACAUCGGCGGGCAACCUGGCGGUAGUAUCGAUCUAAUUACAAGUUUAGAGAACGGUGGUUCACCGGCUAUAUCUCCUACAUCAUCGGCACAAGUCACACAGGAGAUGAACCAAUUAAAAAUCGAGGAUCGUAAGGUGCCACGACCGAUCGGUACCGAGAGAGCAUGGAAAAAUUAUUCGGCGAACAUGGGUCCGGGUGGAGAUGCUGAUACUAUUAGUUGGAUGCUCAAUGACAAAUUAGGUUGGCCUUCUAAUUGCAAUAUGGCGCCCAGCAUCGACAGACAUCAGAUGUUCCGAUCAAAUUCCACUUACAAUCAACGUAUGCCCAACGUCGACCCUGAGCUUCAUCAGAUGAUGGAGUCCACCUUUCAGGGUCACGUGGAUGCCCAACAACCUUAUCCAGCUAACGGGAACGCAGCUUUGUCACUUAUACCAAACUUGGCAUUAUUGCCAGGACAAUUUGGAACGCCUGGCCUGGCAGAAAUCCCUCCGAAUGAACAGAAUAAGAUAGAUCCACCAGCGUGGGGAAUGCCUGAUGCCGUGCAAGACAAGCAACAUCAGACGUGGACUAAAUGGGCUCAUUAAAAAACCAAAUCACGUUUACACAGCUUCAACUUUUAAACCUGACGAUGGAAAUUUUGCAAUUCGUAGUAGUAAUAGACUUGAAAUCGUUUAAUUAUUUGUAGGUGCAUAAAUUUACGAUCUUAUUCAAUCCCAGAUUCUUUAUAUUACAUAUCAUGCUAAAAACAUGAAAUCCUUAAUUAUUCAACUUAUUGCUAUUAUUAGAAUAUAUCAACUUAAUUAUAAUGUAAAGAAUAUAAAAGAGAAACAGAAAGAAUAAGAGCUAGUUUACGUUUCUAUCCGCAAAACGUAGAGAACGCAGAUGAUGUGUUUGCAGAUUGCAAAAAGUUGAAAUUUAUUUAACUCAGUGCUCGGAGUUAGUUGCCCUUUUCGAGUCAAUAUCCCUCCACUACCGUUCGAAGCUCUGCGACCGAACCACGCCAAUCGCGCGUGUAACGCUAUGCCUCAGAAGUGUCCGGAUCUAAAAAAGAUAUAUUGGGAUUGUACCUUUCGUCAAAUCAUUAAAAUUUGCUUUGGCUAUAUUAUUAUUUCUUAAAUAUAUUAUAACAUAUAUAAUAUAUGAAUAAUAGAUAUUAUUAUUUAUAUAUAUAUAUUAUUAUAAUAUAUAUAUAAAUAUAUAUAUAUAUAUAUAUAUAUAUAUAUAUAUAUAUUUAUAUAUAUUAUUAUUUCUUAAAUAUAUUAUAACAUAUAUAAUAUAUAAAUAAUAGAUAAAUUAUCUGGCAAAGAAAAUUUUAACGACGAUUUGCAGAAGGUCCUAGCAUAUUUUUUAGAUCGGGACGUUCCUGAGGCAUAACGUUACAUGCAUGAUUGGCGGCUCGGCUGUCAAUUCUCGAUUGAUAGUGGGGGGAUCGUAGGCGUCGCUUCAGAUAUCGGCUCGAAAAGGGCGGAUAACUAAUUCCGAGCACUGAUUUAACUUAUUGCGUACCGAUAUACAUCGUUCUGCGUCUGCGUUUUGCGAAUAGCUAUCCAUGUGAAUAGUCUUUAAAUUCAGAAAAAGGAAACAAUAGAAUGAUAGUAAUUUGAUGGUAUGAUCACUUCAGAUUUGGAUAUUAAUCACGCGGAAGUCGCAUGCUCCUAUCAGUUAUUAAUUAGCAUGAACAUUCUAAUUAAUAAUAAUUAUUUUUUCUUCUAUUGUUGGACAGAAUCUGAAUUUGCGAUAUUUAAAAUACCUUAAACAAGACACUUCCCAGAUCUAUCGCGAUGAAAUCUAUAAACGUACAUUUUCAUUUUUACGCUGUUUAGCUUCUGCAGUAAUGAUAAUUAACUAGCUUGGAAUCAAUUUAAAUUUUUACAAAGCGGAAUCUUUUGAUUCGAUGAUUGAUAUAAAUUAUGAGUUAUUUACAAUAAGGGCAGCUGUUCUUUAUAUCAUAAUGAAUUAAUUAAUGAAAAGAGGUUAUUGCGUUACUUUUAAAAGAUUUGCUGUAAUAAUAUGAUGUAUGAGUAUAAACAGUUGUAUAAAUACUUGCUUCGUAAUUUCGAUUACUUCCAUAUUGCAAAAUGAGGUCGAAGAAUAAGCAAAAACAAAGAAAUAUAGAAGAAUCUUACAGAAAAUUGUCAAUUCAUUAAAAAAAAAGAAAAAAAGAAGAAACGAAAAACUGGAUAUUUCUUUCCACCUUUGCACCUGUGCUUGAAUCCGUAAUUACAUUUUGCGGUAUCUGAUCAUUUUUUUUUUUUUUUCCAAAGCAUGGUGCUGUGCCCAGAAUAGAUCUGCUAAAUAGAAAAAGAAGAGCGUUUUUUUGCGCAGAACUCCCGAUUACGUCUAGUCGCACUGAGCGCGUUUAUUGUUUAACAUACUUCCAAUUGUAUAGACCUCAUUAGCGGCUAUACGUUGGUGCUAUGUCAAUAAACAAUUGAAGAUACGAACGAAAUCAAGACGAACAAUAUAUUAUCGAGGUUUCAGUUGUCCAGCCGGCUAGGUAUAUCUUUUUUUUUUUAUUUUUUUUUAUGUUAUAGGCACAAUUAUUAAUCAAUCAUUAUAAUGUUUUAUUUCAAGCAGAUCAAUUGGACAGAUUUGUAUGAUACUCCUAGCGAGUUUUAAAUCAAGCACAUCAUAUAUACCCAAAUACAUACAAAAGAUAUACAUGCCACGCAUAAAUGACCAUGUUCUUGAAAUCGAAUUUAUUUAAGCAUUAUAAGAAAUGUCACGAACCGAAUAUACACUGUAUUAAUAAUAUGUGCACCGAAUUCCUUAUUCAGAUCAAUGAAUAUUGUUCAUUGUUAAAGUGGUAGUGGGCCGCCAAUGCAUAAAAAAUAUAGCUGUGCGUCCCUAAUGCGACAGUGCUAUUAUAAUAUUAUUGCUGUGUGGUGGUAAUGUUUAUUAUUAUAUUAUAGUUAUUAUAUAUUAUACACACAAGACAUAAAUAUAAGAAAGAAAGAAAGAAACAAGUACACAUAGAGAAAUGUUACCCGCUAUUUCGGCUGGACUUAGUAAUAAUAUAAUAAUAUUAUAUAGAUAUAUAUUCGAUAUAUAUGAAAUGUUCAUUUUAAUUGAACAUUUGAAAAUCUUUCUUGAUGGGGAUUUCGGCAAGUGUUCAUUACAUAGCGACGAUAUAAUGUAAUUGAAACGAUCCCCCAGACGCUAUAAGUUUCAAUGACAUGAUGAUAUGAAGCUCAUGGAAAUCAUAUGAGGGCUUUUUGACCUAUAUUCCAGGGAGCGCUUCAAUUAUUCACUAAGAGUACAUUGUUAUAAUUUAAAGCCUAUUUUCAAAUUUGAUUUAUGAUAACUGCGAUAUAUAUGAUAUAAAACUAUUAUAUGACAUAUAACAAUAAAGCAAAUAAAUAAAUAUAACGACGACAAA